AUGAAGGACCCCGUCUUCAGAGUCGCUUCUCUCUACCCCAAUCCCUCCGUACCCAAUUCAAAGUCUCGAAUUUUGACUGCCGGACCCGACUUGCGCAAGAUGCUGAACCACACUGUCAACAAGACCGCGCUGCACCCCGGUGGUGUCCAGCCUCACAUUCCUCACACCGAGCUCGAGGAGGAGCUGCACGAGACCGCGCACAUUGACUACGACCGUGUGUCAAUUAUCGCCAAUCCUUCCGUUGCUGCUCUAUACGAAGAUGCUCUCGUCUACGAGUCCGGUACCGCCAUCACAUCAAGCGGCGCUUUGACUGCCUACUCGGGUACCAAGACCGGCCGCUCACCUCUCGACAAACGAGUUGUUAAGGAGCCUUCGUCAGAGAACGAUAUCUGGUGGGGUCCUGUCAACAAGCCCAUGUCCCCAGAGGUCUGGAAAAUCAACCGAGAGCGUGCUGUUGACUACCUCAACACCCGCAACCGCAUCUACGUCGUCGAUGGCUACGCCGGUUGGGACGAGAAAUAUCGCAUUCGUGUCCGUGUCAUCUGCGCUCGCGCCUACCAUGCUCUCUUCAUGCGCAACAUGCUCAUCCGCCCUCCUCGUGAGGAGCUCGAGCACUUCCACCCCGACUACACCAUCUACAAUGCCGGUUCUUUCCCUGCCAACCGCUUCACUGAGGGCAUGACCUCUGCCACCUCGGUCGCCAUCAACUUCGCCGCCAAGGAGAUGGUUAUCCUCGGUACUGAAUACGCCGGCGAGAUGAAAAAGGGUGUUUUCACUGUCCUGUUCUACGAGAUGCCCAUCAAGCACAACGUCUUGACUCUUCACUCUUCUGCCAACGAGGGCAAGAACGGCGAUGUGACUGUCUUUUUCGGUCUGUCGGGUACUGGCAAGACUACCUUGUCAGCUGACCCCAACCGCGCCCUGAUCGGUGACGAUGAGCAUUGCUGGAGCGACCGUGGUGUCUUCAACAUCGAGGGUGGUUGCUACGCCAAGACCAUCGGCCUGUCUGCCGAGAAGGAGCCCGAUAUCUACAACGCCAUCAAGUUCGGCUCCGUUCUCGAGAAUGUCGUCUUCGACCCCGAGACCCGUGAAGUUGAUUACGACAACUCCACCCUCACUGAGAAUACUCGUUGCGCAUACCCCAUCGAGUACAUCCCCAAUGCCAAGAUUCCCUGCUUGUCCGAGAACAUGCCAUCGAACAUCAUUCUCCUCACCUGCGACGCCCGUGGUGUUCUGCCUCCCAUCUCGAAGCUCGACCGCGCCCAGACCAUGUUCCACUUCAUUUCCGGAUACACCUCCAAGAUGGCUGGUACCGAAGAUGGCGUGACCGAGCCCCAAGCCACGUUCUCGUCGUGCUUCGCUCAGCCCUUCCUAGCUCUGCACCCCAUGCGCUACGCAAAGAUGCUUGCGGACAAGAUUGAGCAGCACAAGGCCAACGCCUGGCUGUUGAACACCGGCUGGGUCGGUGCCGGCGCUCUGCAGGGUGGCAAGCGUUGCCCGCUCAAGUACACCCGUGCCAUUCUUGACGCCAUUCACUCUGGGGAGCUUGCUAACGUCGAGUACGAGACCUACGAAGUCUUCAACCUCAACGUGCCCAAGACUUGUCCCAACGUCCCAGACGAGCUGCUCAACCCCAAGAAGGCCUGGACUGCCGGCGAUGACAGCUUCAACAACGAAGUGGUCAAGCUCGGUAAGCUCUUCCGUGAGAACUUCACCAAGUACGAGAGCGAGGCAACCGAGGAGGUUGUCAAGGCCGGACCGGUCGUCUAA
Emericellopsis cladophorae is the source of this 1770-nucleotide messenger RNA. Its product is annotated as Phosphoenolpyruvate carboxykinase [ATP]-like protein. Gene Ontology annotation, biological process: gluconeogenesis. Gene Ontology annotation, cellular component: cytosol. The coding region runs from base 1 to 1770 and encodes 589 amino acids. Gene Ontology annotation, molecular function: phosphoenolpyruvate carboxykinase (ATP) activity; ATP binding. NCBI's taxonomy places the organism in Eukaryota, Fungi, Ascomycota, Sordariomycetes, Hypocreales, Bionectriaceae. The record is from RefSeq and is a predicted model, not a curated record. The transcript is spliced from 5 exons.